AUGCUUUGCGUGCAGCGCUCGUUUGCACGUACUCUGCAGUGUGCAGUCCUGACUUAUCCCCUCUCGCUAAGCGGUCGACUGCAACUGUCAACGACGCGUCAUGCAGCGACUGCCGGCGUCACCGCGGCGCCGAAGUGGCCGAUGCAGAUGCGGAGGAAGGCUCAGGAGGGUGUCCUGGGGCAGACGCUUCCCCAUGUCUCAGGUCCCCAGAUCCAAGAUUCACACGUGCAUGUGGCGUGUGUGCUUCUGUACAUCGCAUGUCGCAUCUUUGUCCCAAAUGAGGUUCAUCCCGGAGUAGCAUCAAGAGAUGGCAAAGUACGGCCGGUGCCGUUCACCAUUUUGAAUAUGGUGCUUGAAAACCGCGCACCAUUCAUAUGCAGGGCAAGGAACGACGUGCGCCGUAUUCUGUACAUGUACGUCGUUCUUCCUUAUUCGCACAAAGUCCGAAGUGACCCCAGCCUGCGACGUACAUAUCCGUCCAAGGGCCGACACUACGAAAUGCUGCCGAAGCGAUGCGACUCUACAACUGCACAUCGCAGUGGCCCCCAACCAAAGAAGCAGGGGCCAAAAGCGAGCCAUGGUUCGAAGUAG
This is a messenger RNA of Sporothrix schenckii 1099-18, 591 nucleotides long. RefSeq lists its product as uncharacterized. Lineage: Eukaryota; Fungi; Ascomycota; Sordariomycetes; Ophiostomatales; Ophiostomataceae. The transcript has a single exon. The record is from RefSeq and is a predicted model, not a curated record. The coding region runs from base 1 to 591 and encodes 196 amino acids.